Molecule: messenger RNA, 978 nt
Organism: Cyphellophora attinorum
Lineage: Eukaryota; Fungi; Ascomycota; Eurotiomycetes; Chaetothyriales; Cyphellophoraceae
Exons: 1
Coding region: 1-978 (325 amino acids)
Source: RefSeq, a predicted model, not a curated record
AUGGAAGACUCAAUUUUAUCGAAAACACCACGCCGCCACGUCUGUUUCUCCAAGAAAGCGAACGAGUCCGAAAUCGACGUCAAAUUCUUUCUUUUCGAUCCGGAAGAUGCCAUUUCACCCACCUCGACCUUGCCAACAUCUUCCAAUGCCCGCAAUAGCGACCUCGACUCGGCCUUUUCUUCGUCUUCCUCGGAAAGCCUAGCCAGCUCAUGCUCGUCUCAAUCCUCACUCGACAGCGUCAACCCACGGAUUACAGCUGAAGCUGCCUUGAAUCGUCGAUCAAUCUGCACGUUUGCCGCAGUCACAGCUCAGCCGCUUCGCAAUUCAACUUCAUUUCCAUCACAGAGCCGCCAUAUCAUAGACGCCAGCCUCGACUCACCAGUCGAGAUCGAGCUUGACGAUCUAUCCGAAUCCAUCACUCGAAGUAGACCAAACACAGUACACAUCAUCGCCAGACCUAAAGCAGUCUACAUCCCUCAUCUUAACACCACCAGCCUCGUAGAAGCAGCAAUCCUCGAGAACAGCCACCCAAGCAAAGCAAAGACACCGCUCGAUCUCGUCGAGCCACCCACACGCUUCACACAGAUCCUCAUUAUGCCACCAGCUGUCCUCGGCCCACUCACAAGCUCACUCGAGGACGACUGGGAGCGCUACGCCGGCAAGGGAGAAGUGUGGAUCGACAGCUCGAGUCCGGCGCAACAACUUCUUGUGCGUAGUAGUCGGAGUCUUAGGAGUCGAAUCGCUACUCUGGCAAAAGUCGCGAAACGCCAGAUGAGGAAGUUGCGAAACAUCAUCAGCGGUCGGCGCAGCUCCACAGCCCCAAUGGAAGACAUCGAGGCCCAAGCCAGACAACAACCACGUCAGACCCAACUCAAGUCCAUCCUCCGAUCGAUCGACGAGCAGGUCGAGAAAGCCGGCGGCGUCGCUUUCAACCGCGACGACAGCUCGAAUGCAAGGGCACAUCAGCACGCACACUGA